Molecule: messenger RNA, 7914 nt
Organism: Lymnaea stagnalis (great pond snail)
Lineage: Eukaryota; Metazoa; Mollusca; Gastropoda; Lymnaeidae
Source: the annotation of a GenBank genome assembly
GUUUAGUCUAGAAACAGAAGAUUGUAAAAUGGACGUGCAGAGCCCCCAAGAAGAAACUAAAAAGAUACUUGUUAAGAAAAGAAAGACAAUGUUAAAUUAUUCCCAGAUCACUUUAAGGUAAAACACUUUUAUUAAUUUAUUUGUCUUUAUUUUUUAAUUAAAUAUCUUAAACCUACAACUAAACAAAGUUACGAUUCUCAGCCAACUCAAAUGCUUUAAAUAAAUACUAAGACUAAGGUACGUCUAUUUGAAGUAUUUGUUCUGAUAGUACAGUGGACUUUGACCCUCUACUCAACCAGCCCACAAAACCCCUGACGCAAAACUGCACUCACAAAUUUGCUCAUUUGUUUAAAUGCCGCAUAAAUAAAUAAUAUUUAUUAAAAUCAAUGAUGAAAUGUAGCAAUUGUAUGUAGUAGAGGUUUGCCUUUGUUGGGCACUUUAAUAAGCUUCUAAUAAACCAAUACUAUAGUCAAUAGUGAAUAUCAAAGACAUUAAUCAUUAGUAAUCCGACAUUGUUAUCUAAUUUAAUAUCGUGUCGGUGGUAUAUUUUAUUUGUUCUUAAUUAAUUUUUAAUGCCCCUUCUACUUCUAGCACCCAUUAGGGCCACUACUGUUAUUAGCUGUUACUUACAAAUUUGCAUUAUUAUAAAUUAAUACGAUAGAUUAGAAGUUUCCAAAAACCAAUUUGGAUCUGAAGUAAAUAAGUAAAGUUAAAGGGUUAGACACUAUGAUGUCCACUCACUGACUGGCUUAAAUUAGGCUUAGCUUAUGGUGUCCAGGGUGAACUUCAGACAUCCCUCACUCACUAAAACCACAAAACAAACGGUAUGAUAAAUGAAAAUGAUACAGAAAACCCACACAUCAAAUGUAAGCCAUAUAAUAUAUAGUAUUGAUAGGGGUAGGUCAUAUGCCUAAAUAAUAAUAUAUGCUUAAAUAAUAUAUAUGCUGUGAGUAUGAGCCAAUAAAGAUAAGAUUCUUUUAUUGAUCCAAAUAAAUGGAAAUAAAAGGAUUUGUACACAAGACAUUUAUAAUAAAUUAUUUCAAACAGCCAUUCCCCCUAAAAGCCCCCCCCCCCCCAAAAAAAAAUAUUUUAAAAUGCCCCAGCCCACUCCUAAAACUUAAAUCAGUGAUUGUACAACAUAAUUAUGAAGUUGAUUAACCAUAUAAUUUCAGUACAUAUAAAUAUACUAUUUUCUUUUGUCUACUAUUUAUGUAUUGCAAUUAUUAGGCUACUAAUUCAUACACAUCAUGUAAAUUGUUCACAGAUAUAUUCAGGAAAAUGCAUCAUUUUGUUUUCUCUGCCUAAAAGUCACAUCCCUCACACUCUUCCUGGUUUAUGUGGCUAUUCCUAUCUUUGUGAGAGCUAAUCAGUGGAUCUUGCCAAAAGUAGUUUUCUUAAAUUUGGGUGAGUAGUCUUCUUUUAAAAGUGACCAUUCAUUUAAAAAGAAAUGUAUUAUGUAGUGCCUUCCACCACACUGAAUCACUAAAAAAAAAAUAUUAAAGUGAUUCUUUUAUUUUGUGAUAUGUUUCAGUUCGAUGGCCUCCAUUUACCAAUCUCUCCAAUCCAAGUGAAUUUGGCCUAAACAACACAAGACAUUUUAACCUUCAUGUUGAAGAGGGUGUUAAAAUUGGAGCUUGGUAAUUUCUUGUUGUAAAUUCAUGCUAAAGCUAAAGAGUUAUCACCUUUGGAAUAUAUGUGGUACAUCCCACUACCAUUAACUUACCUUGCUAUUAAUAUAUUUUUCUGUUAUUAACUUAAAAUGCAUAACUUAGCUCAUUCAAGGUGUUAAUUUAUAUGACGUGUUAAAGGUUUGAAACUAAACUUAAAUUGAAAUUUCUUCAAGUUAAAUAAUGUUUCUUGGAUGAAAAACAUGUAUCAACAGGCACAUUCUCCCCAAAAGUAUGUACAUUGAAAAUGUCAACAUUCCAUGGGAUAAAUUUGAAAAUGAAAUGGACAAUGGGAAAAUGAUUUUCCUAUAUCUUCAUGGAAACAGUGGGACCAGGUUUGUUGAUAGUUUUUUAAUAACCCAUAAUAAAUAUUUUUUCCAUUUGCUUUGAAAAGCCCAUAAUAAUUCAUUCAAAAAGUCACAUAAUGUAGAAAAAAUUACCGGUACACUGGUGUCCUCACUCAAGUUGUUUACAAACUGUGGGCCUACUUUGAAUCUACAGGUGAUGAAUGCCCUAGGCUGUAGGCUUCAUGUCAUAUCCUAUUUAUACUGCAUUACUAAUUACUAACCUCUCUUCCUUUAAGUUUAACAUCUAAUUUAAGAUAUGAAGAAUUUAUAAGACACACAUUUUUUAAAAAAUAAAGUUAAGGUUAGCCAAAAUUAUUGGUGGGAGAUACUAGUUUGGUUAAUUGGGCGACAUUGGUGGUUGUUUAUUAUAUUUAAAUUUAACUAUUGAAGGCUGAUCAACUGCAUACAUUGUGCCCAUAUUAGCAAUGGAAACUAUUUUUGAAAUAUUUUUUUUAAAAUUUGUUAUUUUUGGUUGAAAUUUCUGUUUGGGAAUUUUUUUUUUAAACAGCUUGAUUUGUUUUGUGUUUCUUCUCCUCAACGCGGUUUAAUGCAGUUUCCUUGCAAAGUGAUUUACUGGUUUAGAUAUAUUCCUAUGGAAUCAAAAGAUAGUUGUUGCACCAUGUUAUGACAUCAUGGUUUUCUGUUAUUUUUUCUGCAUUUUUCAGUUUGUUGUCCAGUUAUACCUCAUGCUAAUCUUCAAUACAUGAUUUAGUGCAUACGUUAUUAUAUUAAAAGUGUCAUUGAUUUACAUUUGUGAUUUAUUAUUACUUAAAUUAUAGAGCACAAUCUAGAGAAAUUGUGAUCUAAAAGUCGUCCUUGAUUUUACUUUCUUUUAAAUCAGCAUGAGGAAUAAAUAACUUCACAAAUCAGCUACUUAAUUAACUUCUGCAUUUACCCUUUUCUUUCAAUAUUCAAAGAUUAUAUAUGGAUACAUUCCUUUUUCUCCCCUCACUUUUCUCUUUAUGCCUUAUUAAAUGCAGUCUGCACCCCUAAGAUAAAAAUUGGAUUUUACUUUUGUGUAUGUAUAGUUUGUACUGGUGCAUCACCAUAAUAUUAUUUGUAUCCCAGUAAUGCAAUUUCAUGUUUUAAAAAAUAAAUAUAAUCCAUCUUCCAGAGGAUCACAUCACAGAGUUCAGCUGUACAAUUUAUUGGCUCAACUUGACUUCCAUGUGAUUGCUAUUGAUUACAGAGGUAUGUGGACCUGCCUGUCUUGGCUAAUGGUAUUAUUGAUCAAGUGUCACACAGAGCAAAAUAAAAUGGUAUCACUUAUUGAAACAAAAAAAUUUUAACUUCUAUAUAUUAUAGAAAAAAAUGAACAUAGAAAUAUUUUCAAUCUUUGUAUCUACUUCUACUAUGUUUUCUUAAGAAUUUAUUUAUUGAAAGAGACCUUAACUUGAUUUUAUUGUACAAGUGCAUUUCAUACACCUUACUUAUAGACUCGAUAAUUAUUUUUCUUUCAUGAUCUGCAUUUUUAAAUUUAAGGUUAUGGGGAUUCAUCAGGAGAACCUACAGAGGAUGGAGUUGUAGCUGAUGCUUACUUUACCUACAAAUGGAUCAAAGACAGGGUUGGAGAAUCUAAAGUCUUUAUUUGGGGUCAUUCCUUAGGGACUGGGUAUGUUUUAUCCACCAAGACCUAAGUAUGGGGAUUGUGUUCUUUGUAACAGAUUGGUUUAUUCAAUUGACAGUUUAUUCUUCCAGGAAAUUUUUUUUUCUGGCUUUUUUGGAAUCUAUGCAAUAAAUAUUUUAAAGUUUUGUAUUUAAUAAAAUAAUAUCUUCUUAUGAUAUGCACUGAAAUAAAAUAUUUUCAGUUCUAAAUGUAAAAAUAUAAUUUCUUUAGGGUGACAACAAAAUUGGCCAAGAAACUUUGUGAUGAAGGUAUAAACAUUAUUAUGCUACCUGUAUGUUUAAAAUUUGAAUCAGUUGAACACAUUUUGCAUUAUAUAAAUACUAGCUGGUUAAACAACUCAAGUUGUUAUGAAGAACAAUUUAUAAUCAAAAUUUUUUUUUUGAAUUGAGGCAUGUUUCAAUAUCAUUGCUUUUAUCAAAAGUAUAAUGCAUAUGGUAUAUAUUUACCCAAAAAACUUUAAAAUGCUAUAAAUCUUGAUCAGUUUCAAAUAGUUACACAUCUUUAAUAUAUUUGUUUCUUUAAAGCUGUAUAUUACACUUUUGUAUGUAUUUAUUGGUAUUGGUAUUGAUUCUGUUCAUGGACUUGAAAAAUAAUUAUAGAUAUUCAAUUUUGACAAACAUGCUAUUUUAUAAUAGGAAUAAUAAUGAUAUGGGACAUUCUAAGAGACAUUGCUUGUGCUAUUUUCUCCUCCCCCCCCCCCCCCCCCCCCCGGGGACCACCCAGCAGGAAUAGUGCUUGAGUCACCUUUCAAUAACAUCCACGAAGCAGCUUUACACCACCCAUUAGCUUUGGUAAAACCAUAUUUUUUAUUGAAUGAAGUAAUAUUACUGAAGAUAUAAUUUUUGUUUGAUUUUUCCAUUAAAUUAGUUAACAAUCUGUUCUUGUAAAAAAAAAUUAAUUAAUACAAAUUGAUAAUAAAUAUUUUUUCCACCCUCCAAUUCUUACUUAGCCUUACAGAAUGUUGCCUUGGUUUGAGUGGGUUUUUGUUGAUGGCAUUGGAGAGCAUGGAAUUUAUUUUGAUAGUGAGGAAAAGUAAGGGAUUUUUUAAAAAAUUUAAAAUAAAUUAUUUUUUAACCCUUUUGAAUUAAGGCUGGUGGGAGUUUAUUAUGUUGAAUUUAAUAUGAGGUUAAUACUGUUGAAAAUAUUAUAAUAGUUUAGAGAAAGAAACAAAAAUGUAAAAGUGAAAGGAUUAAAUGACAUUUUAGAGUGGACACCUGAUUUUAACAUCUCAAAUCUAUUUUGAGAAGAAUUUUGACCAAAAAAAUUUCAGUCAUAAAUUUAUUAAACAAUGAAAAUAAAAAUCGACAGCAGUUUUUAAUAAUUCUGUUUCUUUCUUGAAUAAUUUAAAGCUCUUAAAGUUAAAUUAAUUAUUAUUUUAUGAGUAUCUAAUUUUUCACUGCAUCAUUAAUUACAGUAUCUUAUCUGUGACACCUCACAUCAUGAUCCUCCAUGCUAAAGAUGAUAUGGUUGUUCCAUUCCACCUUGGAGAGAAAGUAAGUGCUGUACUGUUUUGCAAAUUUGAUACUUUACUUAUUACAAAUCCGCAUAUGUCAAGUUUAAAUGUGUAAGAGGCUGCAAUAUCUUAAGAGGCUUCUUCAUGUCUUUUGUUACUUAAUAAUUUUGUUUAUUACAUAUUAAAUAAAUUGUAGGCAUUUAAGUUUAUGUACAAAUACAUUUAAUUUGAAUUCAGUUGUACAAAAAAGCUAAAGAUACCAGAAGUGAGAUAAGUGGAAAUGUGGAAUUCAUUUCUUUUGAAGCACAUCAUGGCUAUGGUCAUAAACUUAUCUACAAAUCUCCGGACCUUCCCACCCAUAUCAGGUAGAAAAUCUAUGGAUUUUUUUUUUGGUUCUUAUCCAUAACUUUGACUGUUAUAAAGUCUGGACAAUGCAUUCCAUUUAAUUUUUUAAAAUUUCCAUUAAGCUAUUCUUUUUUAUUUAUAUGGUCAUAAACUUAUCUACAAAUCUCCGGACCUUCCCACCCAUAUCAGGUAGAAAAUCUAUGGAUUUUUUUUUUGGUUCUUAUCCAUAACUUUGACUGUUAUAAAGUCUGGACAAUGCAUUCCAUUUAAUUUUUUAAAAUUUCCAUUAAGCUAUUCUUUUUUAUUUAUAAAAUAAAAUUUACUAGUGUAUCCACUGUAAUUUCCCAUUUUAAAUGAAAAAAGGAAAAAACAUUUUAUUCACACUCAAAAAUUUUGUUUUAAAAGAAUUAGUUAAUUUUAGAAAAAAUUUCUUCAAAUUUUUUUCCCAGGGAGUUUGUUGCUAAAUCAAAAUGAUUGAAAAAUGCUCUGCCUGGAGAUGAUGUUCACUUUCCACAGAACUCUUAUUUACUGCUACAAGGAAUUAUGUCAGUUAUGAAAGCAGCCCAUAUAUAUAUAAAAAAAUUGUUUAAUAAAUUAUAAUUACAUAUUGAAUUUAAAAAAUAAUUAGGAUUCACCAUAAGAAGAAUGUUAAAUUGGCUCUAAUAUAAAUUAUGAAGAUUUUCAAACUUCAAAUGGUGAUUGAAAUAUUUACCAAGUUAAAAAAAGAUCAUCAGAACAAUUUUUAAAUGAGACAUUUUAGGUUUUGAAGUUUUAUUUGAAAAAUAAACUGAAUAAUUACUUUAAUAAUUCUUUGUUGUUAUAAAAUCUUUGACUUAAUUGAACUGAUGUCAAUCAAUCAUCUUUAAACUAAGCCAGUGAGUCCUAUUCUGUUUCUCAUACCAAAUAAAAGUCCACUUUACUUUUGAUCACUGAUGUGUUACCUGUGUAUUUCCUUUUACCAUAUUUCUCUUGAUUUGUUUUAAGUGAAUUUAAUAAUUUUUUUGAGUGUUGACUUUUCUUUAUGGAUUAGAAAUAAUUCAUAAAUUUUUAUAAUAAUUUUUAAAAUUUUACUUUGAAUAUAGAAUCUUUUCUUUUUUUUUUUUUAAAUUUUGUUGAAGAUUCUAUUUGAAGUUGGUAUAUUUCAGUAUUAGACCAAAUGGACAAUAAACAAAUCACUGCAAUAAAGAUCUUAAAAAUUUUUAUGUGUGAUUUAUAUGAAUUUUUGUUUAUAACUGAUCAUAUGUUGGUAUUGGCCAUAAUUUUUGCAGAGCUUGUUUUAUUUAAAUUAUGUUUUGUUUUUAUUAAACUUUGAGAUUUAUACGUCUGUGAAAUAAAUUGCUUAAUUGCACAAUGAUUUUGCUGAAUAAUGUUUUAAAACUUACCAAAAGCGCUCUUUAUCUUAUGAAACUAUUGAAAGUUAAAAACCACAGUGAACAGAUUGUCUGUUUAUGAAAUAUUCAUAGAUGUAAAAUUUAUUAAAUAUUUAUAGUGUACAAUGUCAGAGUGAACAAUUGUGAUUUAUAUUUGUGAUAAUUUAAUUGAACUCCAUGAAAAAUGCAAUUUUUUUGUAAAUCUAUUUUUGUUUUGUUGAUGGCAUGGAAAUUUUAAAGAUUUUAUAAAGAUGUCAAUAUUUACAUGGCAUGUUUGAUCCCAUGUGGAUUUUAUUCAAACAGUGAAAACUUUAAUAUUAAGAAUAAGUGUUUUUUUAUUUACUGUUGUUGGCUACAACAUUGCUUUCCUACUGUCACAUUAAGUAUCACAUAAAUUAAAAAGUGUAAUUUGAAUGAAUGUUUUUAAUAAUUCCCCCACCCCCUCAAAAAAAAACCAUGAAGAUGAUGAAACUUACUUAGCAUUGUGAACUUGUAUUUCUCAGCCCCAUAAUUUUACCUUAGUGCUCUUCUUAUGAUAGUUUUUUUUUCUAAUGGUAUCCAAAAUUUAAACAUUAUGUUAAAUCACUCUUUGUAACGAAUAGUCAACAUAUUGUAUUACUUCUGUGAAUAUUCAAAACUGCAUCUCAUGUUGCUCUAAAAGUUGUUGUUUUUUUUAAACUUAUGACGUCUUAUGAAUGUGAACCUUUCACCGAAACUCAAAUUAACUGUAAAUUAUUACUAUUAGCAGAUCCGAUAAUGUCAUCUUUUAAAGUACUAAACAUUGGCAGUGAAAAGGGAAAGGGGGGUGGGGGGUUUAAACAACUGAUAGCACAAUUUGCACACUCUUUUUCAAUUCAUAACAAUAAAAUUGCACAUUUUAAGUCGCAUCUCGUUAUUGUAUAAUCAGGUUCUACUUCAAGCAACAGAAGUCUCACAUAUUCCAAAAUACAUGUAAUGUGAUCUGUAGUCUAAAGAGUUGCUUAAUAGGCAUUGACAUUCCACUGAGCUUAAUUAAAGCCAUAAUAAUGGAGAAAUAUGUUAUUUUGUGACUCUGGUGAAAAAUUUAUGACAAUAAAAAUUAUUUUUAAAAUGUUGAAUUUUUGUG